AUGAAGAAAAAGGUCAUAAUUUUAACGCCGUCUAAGACAAUGAAAGACCGGUUCAAACAAAUGAUUGAUUCAACAAUAAAGGCUUUCAAACAGCAACGACUUCCCGCAUGGAAACCACAGUUGACGAGUGUAUUACCGAUAUUCCUAGUGCUGGGACUGGUAUUUAUAGUGACUGGUAUGGGUCUACUGUAUUUUUCCACACGUGUCCAACAGUUUGACUUGGACUAUACUAACUGUUGGCCGCUGUACGGUCUCAGAUCGUGCGCCCAGACUUUGAUAGACAAUCCCGAAGCUGAGGGAUGCAAAUGUUGGUAUAAAUUUGAAUUACAUGACGACUUUCUGGCGCCGGUAUAUAUUUACUACGGACUCAGCAAUUAUUUCCAAAAUCAUCGUAUGUAUGAAGACUCGCGCGACGACAACCAAUUGGCCGGUGAUUUGCAAGCAUCCACCGAUUGCGGACCCUUUCAGUAUCGAGAAGUAUGGGGCCGCCAGAUGCCGAUAGUUCCGUGCGGUAUAAUCGGUAACAGUUUGUUCAAUGACUCGUUUCGUAUUUGGCGUCACGAUUUGAUCACCAAUUUGGCCGAAGAAGUGCCACUACUAUUUACAGGCAUUAGUUGGCCAUCAGAUUACUACAAACUCAGUAAUCCUAGCGGAUUACCACUGGAUGUAGCGUAUGCUAACUUCACAAAUCCGCCCAAUUGGCGACACCGACACAUAUGGCAGUUGGAUCCGACCAAUCCAUUGAAUAAUGGCUUUAACAACGAAGCACUGAUAGUUUGGUACAGGACGUCGGCGUUUCCCGAUUUCUGGAAAUUCUAUGCCCGUAUUAACCAUAUGAUUGGCAAUUUGUACGAACGGUCGCUACCGAAUGGUCACUAUUUUCUUGAAAUAGACUACAACUAUCCGGUGACGGCAUUUGAUGGCACCAAAAGUCUAAUCUUAAGUAACACGACGUGGAUGGGCGGACGCAAUCCCUUUCUAGGUAUUGCAUACAUUAUAUUUGGUGUCCUAUUAUUAAUACUGACGGCUGUGUUAUUAAUUCUUCACAAACGAUACGGAAUGAGCAAAUUAGAGAAAAUAGCGAUAACAGAGACGACGCCUUAUUUUAGUGAUAACCAGUUUAAAAAUAAUUACCAACAACAAGACACCACAGAUAUGACUAAUAAGAGUUCAUCAGAUGAAGACCUUAUUGACAGCAAAGACACCAAUGAUAUGAGCAAAGACAGAGCCAAGAGAAUCGUUGGUCUCACCAAUGAUCCAAAGAGUUGUCCCAUUUGUCUCACACAAGUAUCUAACCGCUCAUUGGCCGACACUUGUUUGCAUGAGUUCUGCUACGAAUGUCUUCAUGAGUGGUCUACUGACCACAAUCGGUGUCCAGUGUGUCGGCAGAACUAUCGAAAUAUUAUUCACAACGUCGUGUCCGCCGAUAAAUAUGACAGCGAACCGGUCCCCGAAACUGUCGACGAAGUGGAGAAUGAAACCAUUGCAGCACUUCUAAGACAAAUGCUUUUGUUUCUUCGCGUGAUUUCUGCCCGCAAUCAUAGUAUCCAACAACGAGACAGAGCUAUCAAUGACUUAAAUACCAUCAACAAUGAGAUCAAUGAUAUGGCAGACAGUAAGCGACAAACAACUCAAAGAUUCAACAAAUUGAGAGCAGAGUCUAUAGCAUUAGAAACAACUAUUGAAGAACUGGAUCGAGAUAUCACUGCUCUGAACGAAAUACUCAAUACAGAUAAUCCAGAAGAAGACCAAUUCUUGGCUGUACUCAAUGGCAGAGAAGAAGACAUACAAGGAAUCGUCCAAUUGGUUGAUGUCGUCAUACCUAUGAAUGCUGACGACGGAGACGUUGAAAACAUUUCGGUGGACAACAAUCAAUCACUUGAGUCUGUGAACAGUAAUUUACAUGAAGAAGACUAUGAUUCUGGCAAUGAAUCAGAUGAUGAACGUGAAGACAAUGGAUGCCAUGAAUCCAAUAGAAAAAGACGACAAACAGAUGAUUCCGACGAUGAAGACAACGACAACUCUUUUGGCGGACAAUCAGAUAUCAAAAGAAUCCGAAAAGAAUAA
Molecule: messenger RNA, 2067 nt
Organism: Oppia nitens
Lineage: Eukaryota; Metazoa; Arthropoda; Arachnida; Sarcoptiformes; Oppiidae
Exons: 6
Coding region: 1-2067 (688 amino acids)
Cellular component (GO): plasma membrane; endoplasmic reticulum; Golgi apparatus
Source: RefSeq, a predicted model, not a curated record